CUCGACAAAGCUCUGCCCGUCUGCGUUUUUCGCCUCGCCUUCGAAAUUCUGGGUUCAACUCUGGAGACUCUGGUUCAACUUCGUGCUCCAGCAGCAAUAGACACAUAACACACCCUGCAGUUUACCCGCAAUGCCUGCUGAACAGCCAAAACUGGGCUCUGUCCCACCAUCACGAUCCGCACGCUCUCGUUGCUGGCAGGCCCGAGACGCAUAUUUCGCCUGCUUGGACGCGCACAAUCUGUACCUGCAUGGCCUGGCACCUCAGACACACGAAGAGAUAAUAGCACUAGAUCCGCAGCGACUCACUAUUGCCAGCGAAAAGGAUCGGAAACUGUCAAAGGAAGCAAAGCAAAAACUCUUUGCUUGCAAGGCUGCCAAGGCCGAGUUUGACAAGGAGUGUUUAGCAAGUUGGGUUCAGCACUUCAGUCUGUUGCGCGUAAAAGACCUUCAGACGCAGUAUCUCAAGAAGAAAGUAGAAGACGAGGAAAAGCGGCAAUCAACGUCAAAUGACGAAUUUUGGGAAAAGGUGUCCGCGAAGCCAAAGGCAAAGUAAUAUAUUGAUUUGCAGAUUAGAAUCCACUCCAUAUUGGGUGUAUAGGAUAUGUACAUAGACUUUUGCAAAAUAGAGGAAGGUGAUAUCAAUCUUCAUGUGGGUGCGAGAUCGAGUUGUUGCUCUCGGCACUUCUGCAACAACUUCGAGCCCGCAACUCCCAACUGUCCCUGAGUGCCAAGUUCUUCCUA
Molecule: messenger RNA, 741 nt
Organism: Fimicolochytrium jonesii
Lineage: Eukaryota; Fungi; Chytridiomycota; Chytridiomycetes; Spizellomycetales; Powellomycetaceae
Exons: 2
Coding region: 131-553 (140 amino acids)
Cellular component (GO): mitochondrion; respiratory chain complex IV
Source: RefSeq, a predicted model, not a curated record